GUCGCGCUGUUGAUUUCGUAACCCGCGGCUGCUGAGGAGGUUCCGCUGGCUGCUGUGUACGCGGCGAGUUACACCUGGUGCGGCCCAUUUGGCUCCCACUGCGCCCGCGAACCGGGUCUCAACGCCAGCUGCAGCCGGGUAGCCAUCUAAACAUGGACUCCGCCGGCCAAGAUAUCAACCUGAAUUCUCCUAACAAAGGUCUGCUCUCCGACUCUAUGACGGAUGUCCCUGUGGACACAGCGGUGGCUGCCCAGGCUCCUGCUGUCGAGGGUCUGACGGAGACCGAGGCCGAGGAGCUCAGGGUGGAGCUUGCAAAGGUGGAAGAGGAAAUUGUCACUCUGCGCCAGGUGCUGGCAGCCAAGGAGAGGCACUGUGGUGAGCUGAAGAGGAAGCUGGGCCUUUCCACCUUGGAGGGCCUGAAGCAAAACCUGUCCAGGAGUUGGCAUGACAUGCAGGUCUCCAAUGCCUACAUGAAAACUUCUGAGAAACUCGGAGAGUGGAAUGAGAAAGUGACCCAGUCAGACCUCUACAAGAAAACCCAGGAAACCCUGUCUCAGGCGGGACAGAAGACCUCGGCGGCCCUGUCCACCAUGGGCUCUGCCAUCAGCCGGAAGCUUGGGGACAUGAGGGCUCGGCCCUUCUCACACUCCUUUAGCAGCAGCCACUCCAUCCGCCACUCCAUAAGUAUGCCGGCCAUGAGGGUGCAGUGGAAUCACGUGCCCAGCAUCCGCCUCUGUCCGGUCAAGGGUUCUGUGGUUCGCCCACGUGAAGUCUGGAUCUCACCAGCUGCUGGCAUGCAGAUCCUCUGUCCUGCAGUUGGAAUUCUGCUACCUUCAAGUCGUUUGAGGACCGAGUUGGGACCAUCAAGUCUAAAGUUGUCGGUGGCAGAGAGAAUGGUGGUGACAACCUUCCCUCCCCAACAGGGAGUGGUGACAGACCGUUGCCCGAUCACAUACCUUUCUAAGACUGUAGCGACUUUGCCUGGCCACGGAAUAAGCACACCCUCAUCGCCACAACUGCAACUUCGAGUGGUGUGUGUGGAGGACAAUUAUGCCAUCCCCAUGGAGACGUGGUCGCAUGGGUCAGAGAACACGCCUUGUCCACAGAUGCCUCCCCCUCUGUCAGAUCAGCAGAUCAUUUCGCCAUCCUGCCUUAGGGCAGGGAGUGGGCAGGGUGAUGGUACCAGGGUGACUGAGCCAAAGCCAGGCUUCUGUUGGAAAUCUCUUAGUUGGUCAGCAUGUUUAAAGGGGGGGAUGUGGUAAGUGUAAAAUGCUCUGUUUUCCAAAGUCUUUCCGUAAGUCACAGAAGGACGAGUCAUCCAGAAAGCCCUGCCUGAUCUGCAGUUUAAUUUCAAAAUGCUAAACAGGAAAACUAUCCAUUUUCUGAGACCUAGAAAGAAGCUGAUGAUCAGCUGCCGCCUAAUUGUUACACUAACAAUCUAGCUUUAACAAAAGCAAAUUCUUUAUUUUCUAUAAAUGCAAUGGGUUUUUCAAAAAGUAAAACUAAGCGAAGCAGCUUUAGCCUCAUAGUUAGAAAGUAUUUCUUUGGACUCAAGCUGAAAUGCACGCCUUACAUCGCCUUAUGCUUUGUUUAUAAUGUUUUUAUAUACAAACAAGGAUUCUUCAGUGGGUUUUGAGCAUUAUGUAAAACCCUGCAUCCAGCCAAGGGGCAGCACGGCUGUGCCAGUGCUGUGUUUUAUUUCGUGAGUGCACUCCAUCCCUGUGUAGAAACUGUCUUCUCUCCUCUUGGUGACCACAGCAGCAUCUGCUGGCCAGUGGGGAUGGAGGCAGGAGAAAGACCAGCCCCUCCGUGGAGGGCCGGCGUUGCCCUUGCUCAAACCAGCCUUGGCUGGCUCCUCCCAGGUCAGCGGCUGCAGCCUGUGGGUAUACCACAUGCUGGGGCCGGCAAGCAGCAGGCAGACCCUGCAGGUAGGUCAGGGCUGGGGCUUCGGGUCAGCUGGGACUCUGCUGUUGCCUUUUCUCAGGAGCUACAAAGAUCUUUUUCUCCUCUGAUGCUGCCACAGCCCAGCAGCCUCACCCCUGGCCCCAUGUCUGGUGCAUCUGGAGGGGCAGCUCUGUGCCUUACAGGCUCUUGGUGGGCAGAGACCUCGACCGCCUGUGUGUGCUUUCGAGGGGGAGGAGCCAUCAGCUUAGUGUCCUCUCUGCUGGACUGUGAUGUGCUGCCUGGUAUCUGCAUGUGCUGGUCACUUCAGACACUUGGGGGGCAGGGGAGCUGCAGUCCACGCUGUGCCUUGGGAGGAAUGCUGCUCCAUGCUCUUUCCCUGGUGUUGGAGUCUCAGAUGGGGUGUGUUGAGAAGGCAGGAUGCAGGGAUAAUGAUUGCAUCCUGGGUUUCUCUUUUCCAUAAAGUAAAUAAUGGUGAUUUGUCAAUAAAGCAUUUCUUUGGGGGAAAACGGA
Molecule: messenger RNA, 2415 nt
Organism: Bubalus bubalis (water buffalo)
Lineage: Eukaryota; Metazoa; Chordata; Mammalia; Artiodactyla; Bovidae
Gene: TPD52L2
Product: TPD52 like 2
Exons: 10
Coding region: 153-1262 (369 amino acids)
Biological process (GO): carbohydrate metabolic process
Cellular component (GO): cytoplasm
Source: RefSeq, a predicted model, not a curated record